Messenger RNA from Nomia melanderi (Alkali bee), 3242 nucleotides. RefSeq names its product fatty acid hydroxylase domain-containing protein 2. The record is from RefSeq and is a predicted model, not a curated record. Gene Ontology annotation, biological process: lipid biosynthetic process. Gene Ontology annotation, molecular function: oxidoreductase activity; iron ion binding. NCBI's taxonomy places the organism in Eukaryota, Metazoa, Arthropoda, Insecta, Hymenoptera, Halictidae.
GAGCUGCGAAGUACGGGUUUGGCGCUACGGCGCACUUGCCAGUAUCAACGGUCUGCGUUUAUCGACUAUUGUGUGUGCUGUGGCAAAUGCGAUCCAUUGGCUCCAGAUACAAGAAUUUACGUGAUUUUCUCGUAAACGUUGCCAUCGUCAAUCAUGAUGGACGUGCAGAGCCAGUACAAAGUGACGCCUGUGAGCGGCGACGGCUGUAAGAAUCAAACUCCUCCGACGCUUCUGUCAAGUUUGAGGAGCGUGCUCUUCGUAAUCGGAACCGUGGUGAUCGGAUUCGCCGCUUUCUGCAACUCACUAACAUGGCAUUUGCAGCGGUUCUGGGGAGCAUCCGGUGAUUUCUGGCAGGCGCAAUGGGACAAAAUCCUAAACAAACUGGGCGACGAUCCUGUGACACUCUGGGUGCAUGGGUCGUUGGGGCUGACGUUUUUCGUUUAUUGGUUCUUCGGCGGUAUCUAUACGCUGUUGGACCUGACUAACCGGCCAGUCGCGCUGCGAAGAUACAAAAUACAACCUGGAACGAACGAACCCGUCAACAGAAAGGAAUUGUGCAAAGUGAUCGCUCAAGUAGUGUUCAAUCAGAUCAUUGUCGGAGUUCCUCUGGCGUACGUCAGUUAUCAAUUUAUGGAAUGGCGCGGCUACCCCCCUGUGCGCGAGUUGCCGACCUUCCACUGGGUACUCGUUGAAAUCGCAAUUCACAUAUUAUGCGAGGAAAUUGGAUUUUAUUACUCGCACAGAUUCCUCCAUAGCCGCUAUUUGUAUAAGUACAUACACAAACAACACCACGAAUGGACGGCCCCAAUAGCUGUAACGUCGUUAUAUUGCCACCCCUUAGAACACAUUGGCUCGAAUCUGUUGCCACCGUUUUUGGGAGUAUUCAUCGUAGGUUCUCACGUGGCUACCGCUUGGCUUUGGUUCUCGCUUGCUAUUCUCUCUACAUUGAAUGCUCACUCCGGUUACCAUUUACCAUUCUUCCCAUCCCCAGAAGCUCAUGAUUUCCAUCACUUAAAAUUCAACCAAUGCUUCGGAGUCCUGGGGGUGUUGGAUCGUAUCCACGGAACGGACACCCAGUUCCGUAAUUCUAGGGCUUACCAGCGUCAUGUAAUGAUGCUCAGCUUGGUACCGCCAAGAGAAGCAUUCCCAGAUGAAGUUAAAUAUAAAUCUAAAUAAAGGGUUUCCGAUGAACGUCAUGAUAAAUAUGAAAGUUCAUAUAAAGUUAUUCUGAAGAUGUAGUAGAAGAUACUUCGUGACUUAAAGUAAUUUCCUUUUCAUUGUUUCCGAUCGAGAAUAACUGACCAGAGAAAUAUGAUCAGCGACCUGCAUUCCGAGCUGAUAAUAUUUUUCCCGCGGUUGCCCGAUUCAACGAUCAAUUUCGCUUCUCCUACGUAGACACUGCGUAUUUAGAUUUAUUUCCGUCAGUUUCGGUUCGUUCUGAACACUACAAUGGUGCGAUGGUAAUUUUCUGAUUAAGCACACGACCGCUAAAUUUUACGAUUUUUCUUACGUGACGCGUCGUAUUAAGUAUAAUUGUAUCGAAGGUAUUAUUGAUUAGUAUCCUAACGUCUAAGAGCAAUCGUUUGAAAGUUGUAAUAGUAUUAUGUGCAUUCUCUUUCUGUUCUUAUCGAGGACUCACGCAAAUACUUGGCAGUCCUUUGGAGUCUUUAAAGUCGAACACAGUUUUACCGCAGAUUCUUCGGAUCUUUGUUUCGACAAAGUUCUUGAGUUGCAACUGCAGUUAACAAUUCUUUAUUCUUGCAACAUGAAAGUCGAGUUGGACAGUUUGUUUUACAGCGACAUUUUAUUUCUCCGUCCGAUGAUCGUUUGGGACUAGAUCACUGCUCAGAGGAUGUAUGUUUCGUUGUGCUCAGAAAUGUUUGUAUUCGAUUGUAAAGUGGUGUCCAAUCUGGAUCUCUUUCAACGUCAUCGUAAAUGUUACUGUCGUCUGACUCGGGAAAUGUAUUUUCAUCAAUUAAUUCUACGACUCUCUGAUUCUUGUCUGAACUUCAAAUUCUUUUUCUCUUCAGUUUCUGGAAUGUGGUUGGUAGUUUUAUUUUUUUCUAUGUAUUCUGCCACCUUCGUUUGCAGCAUUUCAUACGUUUCCAGAUUAUUUUACUCGGAUUCCUUUGCAUAAUGUUGUUUGCUUCGUUGUUGCUUGCUGAAUUUUUGAGUAAAGCUUCUAUUUUUGCACGACGUUCAAUGUGUGAAUCGGGAUUUUUAUCACAGUCAUCUAAAAUCUCUUUACAGUCGUUUAAUAUCUUCAGCAUGUUAGCCUGAAUCUUUUCCCUGUCUUGUUCAGCUGAUUCCGCUGUUUCAUGCAUAACUGCAAUCUCAAUUAAAUGUUCAUUCGGUUCGUCAAUUAAGUCUCUGAUCUUCUGUUGUAAGAACUGAUUGUUCUCUUUGAGUUCUGUAUGCUCUAGUGGAUCGGAGAUUCGAACGUCUUGGUCGACUAAAGCAAGCUUUAACUCUUUAUACAAAUAUACAUGGAAUGCUGUAAGAAUUUUAAAGAACGAAAUUUAGAUUAUUGAAAUAUCUUUUUUACGACAAAAUACACUGUUGGGAAACUUAGAAUUGUAACAUGUACUUCAUCUGGAUAUUAACUUAUUAAAAUAUAUAUGUAUAAUAUAUAUAUAUAUAUAUAUAUUCACAUAAUAUAGCAAUAUUCUGAAAGCGUUUACUUGACAAGUUAUGUUUGUAUUGGAAUUACGAUAUUGCGACGAAACUGUUUAUGACAAUUACUAUUUUUAUAUUCAGUUCCAUAAUAAAAGCAAUAACUCAACACAAAUUUAAUCUAAGGUGAAAUUAUGAUUAUGGUAUUGUAAUGUGUCAUCGAUGAUUAUGCACUUCUGAAGCUUUAAAUUUAUAAAAUAAAUUAAGUGAAAUUUAGAGACAUCGAUACAAACAAUCGUAUUUUUGUAAAUUUUAUGUUGUCUGUACGAAAAGUGUGUGUUGGCGAAAUCGUAGAAUUAACUUCCUCCGACACUUUUUUUCCUCGUAUGAAGAGAGAAAGAUUCAUCUAAACAAUAAACGUAAAUCGAUGCUCUACUAUUCAUUAGUUAUUGUAUUAAACGACAACGUUUCUUCAAUUAACAAUACGAAGUUUGCAAUUUAUAUGAGAUUACAACACUGCUGAUUUUAUGUACAUAUUCGCACAACGUGUUUAUUAAUAAAAUUUUAUAAUCGAGUGUGGUGACAUUUUUGUUUUGUAUACGUAAAGAAAUUAAACAAUUUUAAUUGUA